AGCUUCAAGAGGAAUGUCAACAGCGGCGGCGGCUUGUGAGGUAAAUAUUAAAACGAUUAAAAAUUCGCGAUUUUAAUUAGUUUUGUUUUAGAAAACUCAAGGAUGCUGCGAGAGAUGUUCCUCGCGUCGUUGCUGGUGGCGUUGGCGUGCGCCAAGCGAGACGGAGGCGACCGCGCGGACGAAGACGACGAACCUGUCAAGCUCCCCAACAAGUGUGAGGUGUGCAAGUUCCUCGCCGUGGAGCUGACCAAGUCGUUUGAGGAGACGGGAAAGUCUCACGACGUCCUGGAGACGCAGUCCGGCUUCGUGGACAAGCCCCGGCACAAGAUCAAGUACCGUCACUCGGAGACGCGCUUGAUCGAGGCGACGGAGGACGUCUGCAACCGCUUGCUUGAGUACAACGUGCACAAGGAGCGCGACGGGAGCAACCGCUUCGCAAAGGGCAUGAGCGAGACGUUUCAGACCCUGCACGGACUGGUGCACAAGGGCGUGAAGGUGGUGAUGGACAUCCCCUACGAGCUGUGGAACGAGACGUCAGCAGAGGUCGCCGACCUAAAGAAACAGUGCGACAUGAUGAUGGGCGAAUACGAGGAGGUGAUCGAGGAUUGGUACUGGCACCACCAGCAGGAAGACCUCAAGGUGUUCCUGUGUGAGAAGCACAUUCUGCGUGGCCAGGAUAAAGACGUGUCGGACAUUUUCCCUCGCAGCUUCGCGGCAAAACGGAAAAGAAGGGCGGCCCGGUCCGCGCAGCGAUACUUUAUGUGA
Molecule: messenger RNA, 765 nt
Organism: Lethenteron reissneri (Far Eastern brook lamprey)
Lineage: Eukaryota; Metazoa; Chordata; Hyperoartia; Petromyzontiformes; Petromyzontidae
Product: protein canopy homolog 3-like
Source: RefSeq, a predicted model, not a curated record